Messenger RNA from Chanos chanos (milkfish), 1454 nucleotides. It is a transcript of the gene rmnd1, whose product is annotated as required for meiotic nuclear division 1 homolog. The transcript has 12 exons. The coding region runs from base 86 to 1378 and encodes 430 amino acids. Gene Ontology annotation, biological process: positive regulation of mitochondrial translation. Lineage: Eukaryota; Metazoa; Chordata; Actinopteri; Gonorynchiformes; Chanidae. The record is from RefSeq and is a predicted model, not a curated record.
UAUUUGUUGUAAUUUGUAGGUUUUAACGAGCCACCAUGACAACCACCUAUUUGCUCUUUUAUGGAAAAGAAUUCAGUAGGUAGAAAUGUCUUUGAGGACUCUGUGGAGAUUUUACCAUCCUCUUGAGAGGAGAGGUGUGUGUAGACUGGUUCCCAGGAAUGUAGAAGGCACAGUCACUUCUUCAUCUAAUAGACCCGCUUGUCUCCCGUGGAAGCAGUCGCCAUCCAGUGCCUCGGCAGAUGACUUUAACAUAACUUACAAGAACCAAACCGAUGUACAAGCCCAGAGCCACGGUUGUGGUUCAAAACUACCAAGAGAUGCACUACAGGGACCAUGUGCUUUUCAGACUAAAACCUCAGCUGUCUUAAAGGCAUUACCUACCAUAUGGAAUACACAUUUGAGAUUCCAGUCAACCACAACAGCCACCAAAUCCGUGCUGAAACAAGGUGGACUGCCAAGUAAACGGACCUUAAAGGGACCAAGGACGAAACAGCCAUCCAGAGUCAAUAUACCUGUUCAGGAUGAGGAUAAGGAUAUGAUGCAGUGCAUUGCCUACGCGACAGCAGAUCAGUACCAUUUACCCACUCUUUGCCAUGACCUAAUCGCCAAUGGCUUCUAUGAAAUCAAAGAUUUACCCAGAGAUGCUGCCAAUGUUCUAGUGAUUGGAACAGAGAUGGCUUCAAAGCCUAAUGACACAGCUAUGAUGUUUUUCUUCAGGGAAGGUUCAGUAGUUUUCUGGAAUGUUGAAGAGAAAACAAUUAAGAAGGUGAUGAGAAUAUUAGAGCACCAUGAAAUUCAACCCUAUGAAGUGGCCUUGGUCCACUGGGAAAAUGAGGAGAUCAAUUAUACAGUUGGAGAGGGACAUUCAAAACUACAAAGUGGGAACUUCAUAUUUAGCAGUGAGGUGGAAUAUGAGCAAGUGGUUCUUGAGAAAUUUGCAUUUUCCAAUGCUCUCUCGCUAUCAGUCAAGCUGGCGAUAUGGGAGGUUUCCCUUGACAACUUUGUUGAAUCUAUUCAGUCAAUACCUGAGAUGUUGAAAUCUGGACAGAGGGUUAAACUGUCCAGAGCUGAGGUCAUGCAGAAAAUUGGAGAGCUCUUUGCUCUAAGGCACUGUAUUAACCUUAGUUCUGACUUGCUCAUUACGCCGGAUUUCUACUGGGACCGAGAGAACCUAGAACAACUCUAUGACAAAACCUGCCAGUUCCUCAACAUUAACCGGAGGGUCAAGGUAGUGAAUGAGAAGCUUCAGCACUGCACUGAAUUGACAGACCUGAUGAGAAACCACCUCAGUGAGAAACACAGCCUCCGACUUGAGUGGAUGAUCGUCAUCCUCAUUACCAUUGAGGUGAUGUUUGAACUUGCAAGGGUGAUCUUCUGAGUAUCAAGUGCUGUAUCAGUCUUAGAGCGCAAUCUGCACAAUUUCCUGAGAUAAUAUUUAUCAAAGAUAUCUCACU